Molecule: messenger RNA, 1674 nt
Organism: Caenorhabditis bovis
Lineage: Eukaryota; Metazoa; Nematoda; Chromadorea; Rhabditida; Rhabditidae
Source: the annotation of a GenBank genome assembly
AUGGCGGUUGGCAGUGUGCUAUUGGCACUUGUGAUGCUCGUGCUUUCCAUAGUGACCGUCGUUGGUAAUCUCGCGGUUCUUCUUUCCUACUAUCUCGACAAAAACAUUCGCCAGCCAACCAACUAUUUCAUCUUUUCAUUGGCGAUAUCAGACUUGAUUAUUGGAAUCGAGGGAAUACCGGUGUAUACGGCGUUCUACUUGAACAACAAUGAAUGGAUAUGGGGCGAUAUUCUCUGCGAUUUGUGGCUCUCGAUUGAUUAUAUCGUGUGUCUCGCGUCGAUUUACACCGUCCUCGGAAUUACCGUCGACAGAUAUUAUUCGGUUCCGAGCAUCCUAUUCUCGGUCUCAAUUUUUGGCUACGGUACAUUCACGGGUACGGGACGUAUUUUGAAAGAGACCGAAUGCUAUGUGCAAUUUAUGACAAACCCAUACCUAAAUAUGGGAAUGUACAUCUCGUAUUAUUGGACGACAUUGUUCGUCAUGUUGUACCUCUAUUGGGGAAUUUAUCGUGCUGCAAAGAAGUUGGCGCUGAAGAGUGAUCAGAAGACGAAGCGAUUGGCGCUUCUCACGGAAUUGCGACGACCCGAAGUCAGUGUGCGAACAAGCGAUGCAGCGAAUAGCAGCACGGACUCUCCCAACGAUACCUCGAACAGCAGCAAGUGCUGUAGACAGGCCGUCCCACCGCCGCCGCCGACAACCACGAUUCAGACAUCGGUGGGGUGCUCGUCUCCACCGCCACCAGUUGUUCGAAAUCACAUGACUAUUCAUAACAACAAUAUAGAUCAUACUAGGAAUAUGGUAAAUCUAUAUAGCAAUCCAACAUACACUCCCUUGGACAAUGAUGAAGAAGAUGGUGUGAAUAGUAAUAAUAAUAAUAGUAAUAGUGGUUUCUAUCAUCAAGAACCAUCAUCGGUUAUUGAACGCGAAAGUACAGCGCCGUGCUGCUCACCUGAGCCGUCGUCGCACGCUUCAGCUGAAAAUGAUGAGAACGCGCAUGCGCAUUUCAAACCACAAUUUUCUUUGCCCUUCAUUGAUGCCGAUAGUGUGAGCUCAAUGGUUGGACAUGACGAUUUGCUUCGCGCGAUGUCGUCAAGGAAAAAGCGAAAGCGUGAAGCUCCUCAAAAACUGGCUGAGCCGACGAACGGCGCUGUUCCGGAGCAGAAAAGAGCGAUUGGUGAAGACGAGCAGCAGGCAUCCACUUCUCGCCUCGAAAUGGACACUGUUGAAGCGAUAAGCAAUGAUUGCAACGAGGUCAAAGUGCCGCUAAUCGCCGUGUCGCGCGUGGAAAGUCUCAAGACUACGACGACUGGCAAAGUGCGACGUCUUCUUACUGUAAUGCGAAGCCGUAGUGUCCGAAGCAAACGAAAACGAAAUAAAAAGCGUAAGAAGGAGUACAAAUCACGGUCGGAGAAUCGAGCACGCAAGGCGUUGCGUACGAUCACCUUCAUUCUGGGUUCGUUUAUCAUUUUAUGGACUCCAUUCUACGUUCUCGCAACCAUCUAUGGCUUCUGCGAAUCGUGCAAAGUGUCGCCUUGGUUCAAUAUGCUCUACACCAUCUCCUACUAUUUAUGCUAUAUGAACUCGCCGCUCAACCCAUUCUGCUAUGCGAUGGCGAAUCAGCAGUUCAAAAAAACGCUCACCAGAAUCUUCAAGGGAGACUUUCGACGUGUUUGA